Molecule: messenger RNA, 311 nt
Organism: Meloidogyne enterolobii
Lineage: Eukaryota; Metazoa; Nematoda; Chromadorea; Rhabditida; Meloidogynidae
Source: the annotation of a GenBank genome assembly
UUUUUUCUUCAUUCUCUUUGCCUUUAAAUAAUAUUAAAAUGCCCCCAUUACCCGUAGUUCCCCAUCAAUUAACCAAAAUUCGUUCUGAAAAUCGUGUUCUUUUAGUUCGUUUUGCUUUUUUGUUUUCUGUUUGUGCUGUGUUCUCCAAUAUAAUUACUUUAACACCAUUUCAUUGUACAAAAAUUGAUGUUUUUGCCUUUGAUGAUCCUUCAGAUGUUACAACUGCUGUUGAAUUAUCUGUUCGGCGAUGUGCACCUUUUAUCGUCGCCGGUUGCUGCAUGGAUUCUUUGGGGAUGUUAAGUGUUAGUUAA